Daucus carota subsp. sativus is the source of this 2544-nucleotide messenger RNA. RefSeq names its product serine/threonine protein phosphatase 2A 59 kDa regulatory subunit B' gamma isoform. The coding region runs from base 428 to 2056 and encodes 542 amino acids. The record is from RefSeq and is a predicted model, not a curated record. Gene Ontology annotation, cellular component: protein phosphatase type 2A complex. Gene Ontology annotation, molecular function: protein phosphatase regulator activity. Lineage: Eukaryota; Viridiplantae; Streptophyta; Magnoliopsida; Apiales; Apiaceae. Gene Ontology annotation, biological process: signal transduction. The transcript has 2 exons.
GUUCUUUUUCUUUUUCAUUAAUUAAAAUAAAUUUAUUUCAUGUUCUUACAAGAUUGCAUCCCAACCUAAGUAGGGUUUCUUUAAAAUCAUUCUUUCUGCUUUCCCCAAAAAAUCAUUGUUUCUCAUCACUUUUCUCUUUCAGAUCUUCGUGACGUCAUCAAUGUAAGUUCUUCUAUUCUUUACUCAAGAUCAAUCCAUACUUUGGUUGGUGAAAAUUUGAAGUUUUGAGGCUUAAAUCAACCAAUUUGAGAUUCUUGAUACUGGGUUUAGUAUUGUGUUUUUUUUAUCAAGAUUUUGGUGUUUUUGAUCAAGAUUUGUGUGUAUAAUUGGAGGGUUGUCUUGUUUUGGCUUGAAAAUGUGUAAAAUUUGAUUUACAUGUUAAAGGUGGAAGCUUUUUGUUGUAUAGAAUUUGGGUUUCUUAGCUGAUAUGUUUAAGCAGAUAUUAGGUAAACUUCCUCGGAAGACAUCGUCAAAAUCUUCGCGUAGUAAUUUGAGCAAUGAGGGUGUGUUUAAUUCUGUGAGCUUGGCUGGUGGUGUUAGUAAUAGUUCUCAGAGUAAUUCUGGUUCUAGGAAGGCGGUUAAUUCGGGGUCGGGAGGUUCUCGUCCUAGUAAUGGAACACAUGUUCAAGAACCAAUGAGUACUAGUGUUAAAUCAGAGCAAGGAAAGAAGGUAGGUCUGAUGGGUUCACAAGCUGAUCAAAGGAGGGAAAAUGUGGUUUAUGAAGCUUUGCCUAGCUUUAAGGAUGUUCCGAACUCUGAAAAGCACAAUCUUUUUGUAAAGAAGUUGAGUAUGUGCUGUAUUGUGUUUGAUUUUACUGAUCCCUCGAAAAAUCUAAAAGAAAAGGAUAUUAAGCGACAAACUUUGCUUGAGCUUGUUGACUACAUUUCAUCAGUGACGUCUAAGUUCAAUGAGAUUACAAUGCAGGAAAUCACAAAAAUGAUUGCUGUGAAUUUGUUUCGAGCCUUGCCAAAUCAUGACAAUAAAGUACUGGAUGUGUAUGACCCAGAGGAUGACGAACCGACUUUGGAGCCGUCAUGGCCUCAUCUCCAAAUUGUGUACGAAUUUCUUUUGAGAUUUAUUGCUUCCCCGGAGACUGAUGCAAAACUGGCUAAAAGAUACAUUGACCAAUCUUUUAUUUUGAGAAUACUUGACCUCUUUGACUCAGACGAUCAAAGAGAGAGGGAAUACUUAAAGACAAUCCUUCACCGCAUAUAUGGAAAGUUCAUGGUGCAUCGUCCAUUUAUUAGGAAAUCCAUUAAUAAUGUAUUCUUUAAUUUUAUAUUUGAGACAGGCCACCAUAAUGGUAUCGCUGAAUUGCUUGAAAUCUUGGGUAGUAUUAUUAAUGGUUUUGCAUUGCCUUUGAAGGAAGAACACAAGCUAUUCCUUGUCCGUGCACUGAUUCCCCUUCACAAACCCAAAAGUAUAUCAGUGUAUCACCAACAACUUUCGUAUUGCAUUGCCCAAUUUGUUGAGAAAGACUGUAAGCUGGCUGAUCCAGUGAUCCGAGGUCUGUUGAAGUAUUGGCCAAUAACUAAUAGUUCAAAAGAGGUUAUGUUCCUUGGCGAGCUAGAAGAAGUUCUCGAAGCUACCCAAGCUGCCGAAUUUCAAAAGGUCAUGGUUCCAUUGUUACGUCAGAUUGGUCGUUGCCUCAACAGCUCACACUUUCAGGUAGCUGAGCGUGCAUUAUUCCUAUGGAAUAAUGAUCAUAUACGGACUCUGAUUACCCAGAAUCGGAGGGUUAUACUACCCAUAAUCAUCCCGGCCUUGGAAAGCAACACCAGGAGUCACUGGAAUCAAGCUGUUCAAAGCUUAACCCUUAAUGUGAAGAAAGUCUUUUCAGAUGCAGAUCAGGCUCUUUUUGAUGACUGCCUAUCCAAGUUCGAAGAAUAUCAAAUCAAGGAAAAAGAAACAUUAAGCAAAAGGUUAUCCACCUGGAAGCGGCUGGAAGAUGUCGCCGCAUCCAAGGCUGGGAGCAACGGGGGUUUGCUCGACUCAAGUUUUGCUUCUGUCGCAAUAUCUGCUAGCACAAAUUGUCAGACUGCCGCAGGUAGUUGAAGAUGACUUUCAUGAGCACUCAAGUUGUCAUCAUCAUCAACCUGUUGAUGAUCGUACAAAAGGCGACAUGUCACGCCCACUUUCCUAAAAAAUCUGGUCUCCGCUCUGCUGGCUAUAGAUGACAGAUGGUGGGAUUCUGCGGAUAUUAAGGUUAUGUCCAUUUCUUGUUCUUUGCGCUGGGUCUCGGGUAUUCCCUCGACUGUUGUCAGCCAUGGAGGUGUGUGUAUCAAGCGUCAAUUGAUUCUCGGAGAUGGUAUUUUGAAAUUUGUCUCCUCAGUGUUAUUUGUGUGGAUGAAGCAUGGGAGGGUUACUCCGUACUAGCAUUGUUGAUCAUGUUUUUCCUUUCUACUGCAAAAUUCAUGUUUAAUUUAACCAAUAUAUGCAGCAUUAUUAGCUGCUAAUUGAUCGGUUGUAACCCGUAAGUGUAAGACACAACUUUGCCGGAGUAAUGCUAUCGAAUAAUAACAUCAAAACAUAUUUCAUUUUCA